Messenger RNA from Eruca vesicaria subsp. sativa (arugula), 402 nucleotides. The record is from the annotation of a GenBank genome assembly. Lineage: Eukaryota; Viridiplantae; Streptophyta; Magnoliopsida; Brassicales; Brassicaceae.
AUGCGGAUUCGUAGCUCGAGGAUUGUCGGAGGAAUCGAAAUGCGAACAAGAGUCUCCUCGUUAAGUGCGGUGGGAUUGGGAUUGGGUUGUCGAAAGCGAUCUCUUUUGAUAUGCAACUCCGCUGCUAACGCGAAGUGCAGUGAAAGUCAAGGUCAAACACAGACAGUUACUCGGGAGUCUCCGACAAUAACACAAGCUCCUGUCCACUCUAAGGAGAAAUCACCAAGCUUGGAUGAUGGAGGAGACGGGUUCCCACCGAGAGAUGAUGGAGAUGGAGGUGGAGGAGGAGGUGGUGGAGGCAACUGGUCUGGUGGCUUCUUCUUCUUUGGUUUUCUCGCCUUCUUGGGUUUAUUGAAGGAUAAAGAGGGUGAGGAGGAUUAUCGAGGGAGCAGAAGACGAUGA